CAACCUUAGAAUUUGCUCCUUCCAAUUCUGAAGACCGGACCGAGCAAACCCAGCGGAGCCAAAGGUCCGUCCCAAAAGCGCGAUUUUUAUCCAUCUUCCUCUUCCUUUCCAUCCAACAGUUGUUUCGUCGACGACGCCUCCUUCCUCUCAACGGAUUCGUGGCCAGGUCCCUGACUUCGUCCCCCUUCGAUCCAUAGGGCGGGAACAAUGUUCGAAUUGGCCGGAACCAGCGGGAGUUUUUGAGAAACGGAGGGGAUUUUCGAGAGGUCUUUUGGCUGAUGGGAGCCAGCGCAAACCCGUCGGGGAACCCGGAUGGAGCCAACGGCGGUCCCUUAUCUGGAGGCGGCGGUGGCGGAGGUGGUGGCGCGUCGGUUCCCGGAAACCCUAGCAAUGGCACCAUGGCGGCGGGGGCGGCAGUAGCAGGGCCCGCGCAGGCGCUGAAGCAUGACCCGGGGCUGUCGAUUGAGUGGUCCUCGGAGGAGCAGACCAUCUUGGAAGAAGGGCUUAGCAAAUAUGCAUCUGAAUCAAUCAUAGUGCGUUAUGCAAAAAUUGCCACUCAGUUACGGGACAAGACAGUCCGUGAUGUGGCCUUGCGGUGCAGAUGGCUGACGAAAAAGGAGAACAGUAAGAGAAGGAAAGAGGAUCAUAACUUGACAAGGAAAAGUAAAGAUAAGAAGGAGAGAGUUACAGAAACUUCUGCUAAAUCAUCAGCGCACCUUGGGACACGACCUAAUGUUCUUCUGUAUACUCCGCCAAUGCUUCCUGUGGAUGAUGAUGAUAUUUCAUAUACAGCAAUUGGUGGUCAAACAGGAGAGCUUCUUGAGAAUAAUGCAGAGACCUUCACUAAAAUAUCGGCAAACUUCGCUAACUUAAGGAUGCAGGAUAACAUCAAUUUAUUUUGCCAAACGCGGGACAACAUACUUGCAAUCUUGAAAGAGAACCCUUUUUGGGAUACCUCAAAUUUAGCAUCAAUUUUUUGUCAAAUGUUUAUAUCAUUCAGUGUGAGAGGAACUAGACCACUGUCUCUCAUCCAUGAUAAAAGCAAAAUUGUCUCAUUAAAAGAAUUGCUGGGGACAGAUACUUCAAGUUGGUAUUGUCUGAAAUAUUUGGCUCAUUACUCUCUCUUUCUAGCUGGUUAAGAAUAGAUACUUCAAGUUUGUUUCUGCAGUCAUAAUGGAUAUGUGUUCAAUAAGAUACUCGAGGAUAUUUCUCAGAUUUAUGAUGGAUACUUGAAUUACUCUCAGGCUUAUAUGUUUUACUCCAUAACACACAGAAUUUAAUGAACAGAACUUCUAACUUGAGCUG
Molecule: messenger RNA, 1305 nt
Organism: Musa acuminata subsp. malaccensis (wild Malaysian banana)
Lineage: Eukaryota; Viridiplantae; Streptophyta; Magnoliopsida; Zingiberales; Musaceae
Source: RefSeq, a predicted model, not a curated record